AUGGGGAACACACAGUGCUGCCAGUCUUCGGACACUAGCCCCGAUGCCGCUGCCGAAGCCAUGCCAGCGAUGGAGUCUUGGCCGGCCAACCCUGGUAAGUCGGCGCUGGAUGUGCCAACUGUUUCCGGUGGCAACACAGCACAGGAGCGUACGUAUAAAGUGCGACUGGUGAAGAAAGAAGGUCAGAAGUUGGGUCUUGACGUGGACUACAUGGCCGAGCGCAGCGUGCUCCCAAUCUUGGUCAUCUCCGGAGGCAUUGCUGAGAUGUGGAACAAGCAACACCCAGACAAGAAGAUGAACACGGGUGACAGCAUCACCGAAGUUAAUGGCAUCAAAGGAAAUGUCGCCCUGAUGCUGGAGAAAUGCAAGGCAGACCAAACUUUGGAGUUGACCGUUGUUAAGUGCUUGACGUAUGGACAUUUGGUCGCGGACUUGGAGAAGCUGAUGCUGGUGAAGGGGUGUGGCCCCAUCAUGGUCCGACUCUCGUGGCACGACGCCGGCGUAUUUAAUGGGGCUGACGGCUGCCCCAACGCUGCAAUGCGUCUUGCUGGUGGGGGUGAACACGCCUUCGGGGCGAAUGCAGGGCUGCCGCAAGUGGCGAUUCCUCUCUUGCAGGCCAUCAGUGACAAGUACGUGCCAAGACUCAUCUCCCAUUCGGACCUCUGGGCACUUGCGGCCAACGUGGCCAUCAAGGUGAUGGGAGGACCUGACAUCGUGACGCACUUCGGCCGUGUGGAUGCUCAGUCGCCCUCCGAGGGAGCUACUUCUGCAGUCGGGCGACUUCCGGAUGGCGACAAGGAUGCUCAACAUCUUCGCGACAUCUUCCGGCCCAAGGGCUUCACUGACAAGGAUAUUGUCGCCCUGUCCGGUGCGCACACAGUUGGGGCUUGCCAUGCGGAUCGAUCUGGCUUUGAAGGACCAUGGACAGCAGAUAAGCUCAAGUUCGACAACACCUACUUCCAGGACCUGCUGAACAAGACCUGGAGCAUGGAGACGGUCAAGUCGGGGAACAAGCAAUACAGGUCUGGCAAGGAGAUGAUGUUAACAACUGACAUGGCUCUCGUUGAAGACCCCAAGCUCAAGGAGUUCGUGGUCAAGUACGCCUCGAAUCAGGGUGCUUUCUUCGAUGAUUUCAAGGAGGCAUGGGUGAAACUGCAGGAGCUCGGAUGUGGCCAGCUGCGAGACAUCCUCUGA
Symbiodinium sp. CCMP2592 is the source of this 1194-nucleotide messenger RNA. Lineage: Eukaryota; Dinophyceae; Suessiales; Symbiodiniaceae. The record is from the annotation of a GenBank genome assembly.